AGUUCGUCGUUCAAGCUUCUCAGCUAUACUCAUAUCGCAACUCCUCAAUACACUCGCUUGUCUACACAAUUUCAAGUACAAUCUCAAAAUUUCAACAAAGCACUAUACAAAAUGCUUUUCCCAACAUCAACCGUCUUUGCAGCUCUCUCCCUUGCCAGUGGAGUAUUUGGAUCCACUAUCUUCGAGUUCACUUGCAACAACGUAGCCAGACAUAUAACCGGCUUGUCCUACCCAAACCCUCGAUGCUGCGCAGAUGUCACUGUUGGACGUGGUGGAACUGAAAUAGGUACCAAUUGUAAGCAAUUCUGAUAUCUUCAUCAAACUCAUGGAAUAUCAAAUACUGACGUGGACGAUCACUUAGGUACUACUGCAGAUGUAUCGGCAUCCUCGACUUGCGGAGCACCAGUAACAUAUGACUGUGCGAAUGCAACCUUGAGCGGUUAUGGCGAUGGAACUUGUUGCAGCGAAGUAAGUGAAUCUUUGAGCUUUUUGUACUUGAGGUUUGGUUUGGUACUGACUUUCACGUCUAGGAGGUCACUGCCACUUCUGAGUAUUGCUUUUCGACCCGCUUUAGUUAGAGAGAGAGUAAUUGAGAAGUGGAUACGGAAGACAGUCCCCUCUCUUGGAAGGUGGCUUGGAGGGUU
Hymenoscyphus albidus is the source of this 644-nucleotide messenger RNA. The record is from the annotation of a GenBank genome assembly. Lineage: Eukaryota; Fungi; Ascomycota; Leotiomycetes; Helotiales; Helotiaceae.